AAUGUGUCCACACACCUCUCUCUAUCUUCUUUACCUGUAUCCCAACACAGUCCCGUUACCCAUUCUUACCCUUCGAUUUCUCCCCAAAUUCCGAAACUGCCACUCCUUUGCCUUGACCUUCAGUCCUUUCCCGUCUCUUUGAUCGUGCCAACACACGGCUACGUUUUGGUAUCUGGAAGACACUGAUCGCGCCGAUUCACAAAGCUUGCAGCCUACCUGUUUGUGAUAAUGCCUCAAUGGGCUGCAACAUUCUGGCAAUUUAAGAAGCUGCUACCCAUGUUGGUGCCUGCUGCGUUCAUCGUCUGUCAGAAUUUAUGCGCCUAGAUUUCUUGAGGUGAUAAUAUUCUGACUCAUCAGCUUUAGAUUUCCUUAUCCGAUCCCAUAUAUUUCAGAUGUAUAUCAUUUACAACCACAAAAGUAAAAGGGUCUGUGAUGGAAUCUUAUCAUGCGGCUAUAUCUCACUUGAUCAAAGGCUAGGAAUUGGUUGUGUAGGACCUACAUUAGCCUCCCAAUCUCAUCAGAUGUAGUUGACAAAGGGCAUCAAAAGCCAUAAAUACAAAGCAUAUAUCAGCAACCCACGAGAAUCCGAUGCAGAAACAAUGUUGAAGAUGACUUCCAACCGCCUAAUAAAUGCAACUUUUAAGCAUUCAUUAAUCAAACUUUAAGACCAAAACAAGCUUACCUCCGUAUUAUUACCGCUCAUUGCAUAUUCUCUUGCUUUUAGUUUUGUCUGUUUGUUAAGAAUGUUUGAAGGUUAUUCUCAAGAACAGAUUUUGGCAUCCGAAUAUGUUGUUUCGUGAUGUGAAGUGGAGGGUUUUGUUGGGGAUUUGAUGGGGAUAUGAUCAUAUCUUAAAUCCUGCCUUUGGAGACCCUUUACUAUCUUUUUUCUUCUUUUAAUAAUAUUUCUAGAUACUUGAAAUCAAAGUUGAGGCAUAGAUUAGACAGUUUAAUUUAAUUGAAUUUCCUGUUAAUUUUGCUCUAACAUUCGCCUUUUGAGAUUUAAUAAUGGAAUGGAGGAUUGGGGGAGGCGUACGAUGUUGCGUAUAAAUUAGUGUUUGACUAAAAUAAUCUUUGUGAAAGAGCCCACCGUAAAAAAAAAAAGGCUGUGACAAUGAUGAGAGCUAGGACCCGCCGGUGGGCGCUGGAUAAGCACGUGGGCUUCUCCUUAUGAUGUGGACGCUGGCAGAGCAAUGCCCUUCAAAGUGACUUCGAUUCGUUGUUUUCCUGUCCAAAUCACAUGGGGUAGAGAAUUUGACUGAAAGGACAAGGCCAUGUAAUGUUCGAUCUUCUGGGCUUCUGUCACUUUGACUAAUGCUACUCCCAUAAGUUUCUGUAUAUAAAAACACAUAUUAUAUCACACCCACAUCAACAAACCCUCUUGCCUUCCCUUUCUUCUUGGAGCCAAUCCAUUGUUCAAGGAGAACGGUCUGUGUUCGUUGUGCUCUGUAGGUUAAAAUUUCUCAGAUUUGGGAGCUGGAAGAUAAGUCUCCAUUAGUUUGUCUUAGUUGGGAAAGUGAAGUACGAGAUAUUGGUGGUCUUUAUGGUUCUUGUCUGGAGAAAAUUGUGUUGUGAGGACCCCUUAUGCGGCUGUUGGUGAAACUUAAAGGGUGCCCUUUCAUUGUCCAGAAGCAGAAUAAUUCCUCUGAUGUAUACACAUCAUGAGUAUCAGAUGAAUACCGAAUCUUAGAAGAAAAUUGGAGAAGAAGUAUUCAACAUGAAGUUUAUGAAACUUGGAUCUCGACCAGACACUUUCUAUACUGCGGAAGCUGUAAGUUUUUGUUGUGAAUUCAGGUCAGUUUCCUCUGAAGUUUCUAGUGAUUUCAUAAUUCAGGUGAAAGGAAGUAGAUAUCUUCUUCACAAGUUUCCUCUUCUGUCCAAGUGUUUGCGCCUGCAGAAACUAUGUGCUGAGUCCUCUGAAUCUCCACAGCCUCAAAUAGUCCAACUUCCUGAGUUUCCAGGUGGGAUUGAGGCAUUUGAACUAUGUGCAAAGUUCUGUUAUGGCAUAACGAUUACGCUCAGCGCUCACAACAUUGUAUCGGCUCGAUGUGCUGCCGAGUACCUUCAGAUGACCGAGGAUGUCGAGAAGGGAAACUUAAUUUACAAGCUUGAAGUGUUCUUCAGUUCAUGUAUUCUUCAUGGGUGGAGAGAUACCAUUGUGACAUUACAAAGCACCAAAGCGUUUCCUUCAUGGUCAGAGGAACUUGGAAUCACAAGCAGAUGCAUAGAAGUGAUUGCAUCAAAAGCCCUUACUCAUCCAUUGAAAUCGAAUCUUUCGCAUAGUCAUUCCCGAAGACUUAAGGACGAUAUCUCGAGCAACGGUGGGGAUAGUCAGAGACACAAACAGGCAACCAGAGGUUGGUGGGCUGAAGAUGUUGCAGAACUCAACAUUGACCUCUACUGGAGAACCAUGAUAGCCAUUAAAUCAGCUGGGAAAAUGCCUUCCAAUUUAAUUGGAAACGCUCUGAAAAUUUAUGCUUCAAGAUGGCUCCCAACCAUAGCAAGGAGUGAAUCUGUUGAUAAGCAGUCAGCGUCUAACUCUGAUUCGGAGAAGGCGAACGAGUCGUCAGCCAAGCAUAGACUUCUCCUAGAAUCAUUAAUAAGCUUACUCCCAUCAGAGAAAGGUGCUGUUUCCUGCAGUUUCCUUCUCAAACUUUUAAAAGCAGCCAACAUUCUUGAUGCCUCGCGGUCUUCAAAAAUGGAACUAGCCAGAGGAAUUGGUGUCCAAUUGGAGGAAGCGAAUGUCACUGAUUUAUUAAUACCCUCUGCAACACACACAAACCAGAUGGUGUAUGAUGUAGAUAUAGUAAGGACCAUAAUUGAUCAUUUCAUGUUACAAUGGCAGAGUCCCCCAACAAGCCCCCCGAGAUCAAGGAUAGACUUCGAAAGGCGAAGGUCUCGCUCGGCUGAAAAUAUCGAUUUUGAGUUACAGGAAAGUAGAAGGUCUUCUUCAGCUUCACACAGCUCAAAGUUGAAGGUUGCAAAGCUUGUGGACAGAUAUCUUCAAGAAGUUGCUCGAGACGUGAAUUUGCCCUUAUCGAAGUUCACGUCGAUUGCCGAGUCGGUACCGGAAUUUGCAAGGCUGGAUCAUGAUGAUCUGUACAAAGCUAUUGACAUCUACCUUAAGGCACAUCCAGAAAUGGGAAAGAGCGAAAGGAAGCGACUAUGUCGAAUUCUCAACUGCAAAAAACUAUCAGUUGAGGCUUGUAUGCACGCUGCACAAAACGAGCUACUCCCUUUAAGGGUAGUGGUCCAAGUUCUGUUCUUUGAGCAAGCAAGGGCAACAAUGGCAGGUAGCAAAGUCGCCGAGCUGCCUAGCAACAUAAAGGCGCUUCUGGCUGCUCAUAAUAUCGACCCGUCGAAGCCACCAGCACCAUUGAGUACUACCACAAGUGUUCAAGCAGAAGACCAACUGAGCAUCUCAGGUUUGAAAUCACCAAAAUCCAAGCUUUCUACAUUGCAGAUGAAGCUGUCCGAAGAUGACGAUUUGAACGAAAACGGUAUGCACCCUGAUGGAAUCUCAAGGCCCUCGAAGUUCAAGGCUCUAUGUUCGCUCCCCUAUCGACCGAAAAGGAUCUUCAGUAAGUUAUGGUCUACUAACAGAAGUAUGAUGGAAAAGAAUUGAGUGAGUUUUGUUCAUUAAAGGAGUAGCAUAUACUCUCUUCUUUUGGCUUUGAUAUUAGACAGCUACUUUGUAAGUUAGGUUUUAGAAGAAAAUUUUAAGAUCCUGAAUGUUCAUUGCUGGUGCAAUCUUAUAUUAUAAUAAGAAUCAAAAUUCUGAGGAA
Messenger RNA from Cucurbita pepo subsp. pepo (vegetable marrow), 3782 nucleotides. The record is from RefSeq and is a predicted model, not a curated record. NCBI's taxonomy places the organism in Eukaryota, Viridiplantae, Streptophyta, Magnoliopsida, Cucurbitales, Cucurbitaceae.